Dinoponera quadriceps is the source of this 3112-nucleotide messenger RNA. RefSeq names its product eukaryotic translation initiation factor 3 subunit C (gene eIF3c). Gene Ontology annotation, cellular component: eukaryotic translation initiation factor 3 complex. Gene Ontology annotation, biological process: translational initiation. Lineage: Eukaryota; Metazoa; Arthropoda; Insecta; Hymenoptera; Formicidae. The record is from RefSeq and is a predicted model, not a curated record. The transcript has 14 exons. Gene Ontology annotation, molecular function: translation initiation factor activity; translation initiation factor binding; RNA binding. The coding region runs from base 1 to 2679 and encodes 892 amino acids.
AUGAGUCGUUUCUUUGCAACUGGCUCAGAUUCUGAAUCUGAUAGUGCAUCUGAGGAGGAGCAGAUACAAAGGGCACCAGCGACAGCUUUCACUUUCAGUGAUGAUGAAGAAGAAACUAAGCGUGUUGUACGUUCCACAAAAGAGAAACGAUAUGAAGAAAUAGCAAAUCUCAUAAAACUUAUUAGGAAUUACAAGAAAAUUAAGGAUAUGAGCAGUAUGCUCUCCAGUUUUGAAGAUUUGAUGCGUGCUUAUCAGAAAGCUCUACCGGUUGUUGCUAAGGAAGAACUUGGACAAACUCCACGAUUUUAUAUUAGAUGUUUAGUCGAAAUGGAGGAUUUUAUUAACGAAGUAUGGGAAGAUCGCGACGGACGCAAGAAUAUGUCAAAGAAUAAUUCCAAAUCGCUUUCGACGUUGCGUCAAAAGUUACGUAAAUAUAAUAAGGAAUUUGAAGAUGACAUAAGCAAGUUCAGAGAAAACCCAGAUCAAGAUGAUGAUGAAGAAGAAGAAAAAGCUGAAGAAACUGUAGAAACCGAAGAAGAAGAGGAUAGUGCUGUAGCAUUUAAGAAGGCUGGUUCAGAAGCUAGUGAACCUGAUGUGGCCAAAUUCAAGAAAAGUGCAACUGAUGGCGAGGAAGGCAGUGAAAGUGAAUCAGAUUGGGGCAGCGAUUCAGACAGCGAAAGUACAAGUAGCGACGAUGAAGGCCAAUAUCAAAAUAUUCGUGAACGUUUCAUCAAGAAAGCAACCGAUAAGGAAGAGGACGAAGAUAAAGCGAAGAGAAAGGAGCAACGAAAAGAACGCAAAGAGAAGGAACGAAAGAAGAAACGUGACGAAGAUGACGGCGAAGGUGAAUGGGAAACCGUCAAGGGCGGCGUGGCUAUUCCUUCCGAAAAGCCGAAGAUGUUCGCCAAAGACGCGGAGAUCAAUAUCACGGCAGUGCUGAAGAAGUUGUCCGAAAUAAUUGCAGCUCGCGGUAAAAAACGUACGGACAGACGAGAGCAGAUCGAACUCUUGCAUGAACUGCAAUCGAUCGCCGAUGCUCAUGCCCUCGGGCAUGCCGUAGCUGUGAAGAUCAAGUUCUCCAUUGUGUCUUCCAUCUUCGAUUACAAUCCGAAGGUUUCUGACGCUAUGAAACCCGAGUAUUGGUCCAAAAUUUUGGAGCGCAUUACUGAAAUGUUGGAUAUGUUGCUGAGCAUAAAAGACAUGGUAAUAGCGGAAACAAUCGCAGAAGACAUGGAGGAAUUCGACACGGCACCCUACAAGAUUCACGGAUGCGUACUGACGUUGGUGGAACGUCUCGACGAAGAAUUCACGAAAUUACUGAAGGAGUGCGAUCCUCACAGCAACGAAUACGUAGAGAGAUUGAAAGAUGAGAAACAAGUCGCUGCCAUAAUAGACAAGGUGCAAGAGUAUUUAGAGAGAGAAGGCACCGUGUCCGAAUUGUGCCGCGUAUACUUGCGCAAGAUCGAACACUUGUAUUACAAGUUCGACCCGAAUGUUCUCAAGCAGAAGGAUGGUGAAUUGGGGCAAGACGUAAUCACGUCUGUACAGGUCAUGGAGAAGCUGUGCAAAUAUGUUUAUGCGCACGACAAUACUGAUCGGCUGAGGACUCGUGCGAUUCUCUCGCACAUUUAUCAUCACGCGCUCCAUGAUAAUUGGUUCCAGGCGCGCGAUUUAAUCCUGAUGUCGCAUCUUCAGGAAACUAUACAGCAUUCUGACCCACCCACGCAGAUCUUGUAUAAUCGUACGAUCGCCCAUUUAGGAUUGUGCGCAUUCCGUCAUGCCAAUAUUAAAGAUUCUCACAAUUGCUUAGUCGACCUGAUGGUGACAGGCAAGGUGAAGGAACUCUUGGCGCAAGGUUUGCUUCCGCAACGACAGCAUGAGCGUAGCAAGGAGCAGGAGAAGAUUGAGAAGCAGAGGCAAAUGCCUUUCCACAUGCAUAUCAAUCUAGAACUCCUCGAAUGCGUGUAUCUUGUUUCAGCAAUGCUCAUAGAAAUUCCAUACAUGGCUGCGCACGAGUUCGACGCGAGGCGAAGGAUGAUUUCGAAAACCUUCUACCAACAAUUGCGAUCCAGCGAGCGUCAGUCACUAGUAGGACCACCUGAAUCAAUGAGAGAGCACGUUGUCGCUGCCGCGAAAGCGAUGCGUAACGGCAACUGGGCGGCUUGCAACAAUUUCAUCAUCAAUGAAAAGAUGAACGCAAAGGUCUGGGAUCUUUUCCACCAAGCGGGCAAAGUACGAGCUAUGCUGACGCGAUUAAUCAAGGAGGAAGCAUUGAGGACGUAUUUGUUCACGUACUCCCACGUGUACGAUUCUAUCUCGAUGCCGAAGCUCGCCGACAUGUUCCAGUUGAAACGUCCUGUGGUUCAUUCUAUUAUUAGCAAAAUGAUCAUUAACGAGGAACUCAUGGCAUCUUUGGACGACCCGACAGAAACUGUUGUCAUGCAUCGUAGUGAGCCAAGCCGUUUACAAUCCUUGGCUGUGCAACUCACGGAUAAAGUCAACAAUUUCGUCGACUCGAACGAACGCAUUUUCGAAAUGAAGCAGGGUAACUUUUUCUCCAGAGGAAACCAAGGCAAUUUCCGCGACCGGCAAAACUACAAUCGUCAGGGUCAGGACUGGGGCCGGCAGAGGCGCGAUCGUGACCGCGAUCGCAAUCGCGAGGACAAUAGAAAUUAUUAAAAAUGUCAAAUUUAAUAUAUACGCAUUUUAUUCGAUUUUAUAUAUUAUGUAUGCAUAUAUAUUAUCAUGUAAAGAUCCGUUCAGACAAACUCGUUUACUCUCGCAUAAUGCGUGUGCGUAAACCCUGUAUCAGACUACGCAUUGAAAAUUAAGAUUGAAUUGAAUUUGCCUAAUCAGUGCAAACUUAAGUUUAGUGGAAUUGAGUGAACUUUGCACUGAUUGAUCAAAUUUCAAAUUCAAUCUCAGUCUCUGAUAAGUGAUGUGAUACGGGCUUAAGAAAACCAAUAAAAUAUUUAUAUAAUAUAAAGGAUGCUGUUUCUUAUAUCAUACAUAAUAUUGGUCGAUUUUCUUGUGCAUAAGCAUUACGCAACUAAGCGAGUCUGUUUGGAUAGAUUUUGGUAAUGAUAUAUAAAUAAAAUUGUUCUUGCUCUCA